Messenger RNA from Cottoperca gobio, 1296 nucleotides. RefSeq names its product TM2 domain containing 2 (gene tm2d2). The transcript is spliced from 4 exons. NCBI's taxonomy places the organism in Eukaryota, Metazoa, Chordata, Actinopteri, Perciformes, Bovichtidae. The record is from RefSeq and is a predicted model, not a curated record. The coding region runs from base 133 to 819 and encodes 228 amino acids.
AAAACACUCCAGGCGGCUUUUGAUUGCGUCAUACACACGUGACCCAAACAAACCGUCAUAGCGAGCUAAAUGUUGCCGUUUACCAUGAAUAGCUGUUUUAUUAGACUGAAAGUAGUAUUUUAAAGUGUGACAAUGAUUUCCGUGAGUUACAUUCUGCUGUGCGGACAGCUGCUGCUGCUACUGAUGGUGAUUCUGUUACAAUGUCUGGAAGGAAUUCACUCCCAAAACUCAUCGACCACAGCCGAGACUCCUGCCGCCUCUCCGGGUCCGGGAGCCACCGCGCCCCCCUUCAGCGUGCAGCCGCCGGAGAUCGUGAAGUAUGAAGUACCGGUGGAAGGUACGAAUUAUACGGAGCCCUACGAGUACAAGCCGCCGUCACCGGUCGUCCUCUGUAGCUAUCUACCGGAGGAGUUCAUCUUCUGUCAGGAUCCUGUAGACCACGCAGGGAACCACAGCGCCUUUCUGGAGAUGGGCCACGGCUGUGUCCGGUGGGGGGGCCAGACUCAAAAGGAUGUGAACCACACUCCAGUCAUCUGCACGGCUCUGGAUGAUAUCGAGUGUGCCGGACCCAGAGAGUUCCUCCGAGGAAACGUACCCUGCAUCAAAUACACGGGACACUACUUCAUCACCACGCUGCUCUACUCCUUCUUCCUCGGUUGUUUCGGGGUGGAUCGCUUCUGCCUGGGUCACACCGGCACCGCGGUGGGGAAGCUGCUCACCCUGGGGGGUCUGGGGAUCUGGUGGUUUGUGGACCUGAUCCUGCUGAUCACCGGCGGCCUGAUGCCCAGCGACUACAGCAACUGGUGCACCUACUACUGAGCGGACGCCAGCGGUUAGACUUCUGGAGGAGGGGAGCAGAGUCCAGGAGCUGCUGAGGACUCCUGCAGGGAGAACACGAGGAACUUAUAUCUUCUAAUCCACCUGAAACUUCCCACACGGCACGAGAGCGGCAGCACGACUUUUAGUAUUAAACAGUCGAGUGCGUUCGUGUUCGCAGCUGUAGAUGAGAACGAUCUGUUGUUUCACCGCUUUUUAUGUGCAUUUUCAAUUAACGCAUUAAAAACCACAAGAACGUCUGAGCAGAGACGACGGAGAUAUUUGAAAUGAAUCUUAAUGUGGUGAACCACAACAUCGAGCUUCAUUAAUGUCCCUCCUUGAACUAAAACAAAGGUUCUGUAUAUCAUAUUGAUCCGUGUUUUAUUUAUUUUACUUUUACACUAUUUGUUUCAUGUCUUCAGUUUCCUGAGUGUUUUGACAAUUGUCUUGUUUCUCCUGAAAUAAAAAGUUUUACCAGAU